This is a messenger RNA of Panicum virgatum (switchgrass), 2599 nucleotides long. RefSeq names its product probable NOT transcription complex subunit VIP2. Gene Ontology annotation, cellular component: P-body; CCR4-NOT core complex. The transcript is spliced from 16 exons. The record is from RefSeq and is a predicted model, not a curated record. Gene Ontology annotation, biological process: nuclear-transcribed mRNA poly(A) tail shortening; regulation of DNA-templated transcription. The coding region runs from base 279 to 2243 and encodes 654 amino acids. Lineage: Eukaryota; Viridiplantae; Streptophyta; Magnoliopsida; Poales; Poaceae.
UCGCCUCAAGGAGAGCUGUUUGCUGCGGCAGACGCCAAGACGGAUCGAGCUGCGAGCGGCGGCAGACGGAGCGCCGCCGUCGCCUUGGAUCUCGGUGUCCUCCUCCUCCUCCUCCGUCUGCCUCCCCGCAAGGCCACGGCAUCCACCCGGCGACCGCUCGCGGCGGCCUGCGCGCGACCGUUCCGUUUCCCCCGCGGUGAUUGGAUAAACAAUAUAAUGCCAUUAGGUGGAUAAUAUUUGAGGUGCUCCAGGCUUGUUCAAUUUUGGGAAUCGUCAACAUGUCAGGACCACUGAACUCAAACAUUAGUGGGGCCGCUUCAAACCUUCGAGAUUCAACAGGAAGGUCAUUUGCAUCAUCAUUUUCUGGUCAAUCUGGAUCACUUCCAGGUUUCCAUCACUCAGGUUCACACAACAUUCAUGGAAAUCUCAAUCUCACAAAUAUCUCUGGAUCAUUAGCACCAAGAAAUAAUUCAAUGGCAGGUAUCCCGUCACCAGGGGUUCAACAGCCUGGUGGUAGUAUUUCCAGUGGCCGUUUCCCCUCAAAUAAUCUUCAAGCUUCCAUGUCUCAGAUUCCUCAUGGUCAUUCUGGGAUCAGCAACAGAGGAGGUAUGAAUGUUGGGGGAAAUCCUGGAUUUAGUAGUAGCAUGAAUGCUAUUGGUGGUUCAAUACAAGGUUUAUCCUCGAACUUGGCUAAUGUGGGUAACCGGAAUUCUGCUGGAUUUAGUAGUAGCAUGAAUGCUAUUGGUGGUUCAAUACAAGGUUUAUCCUCGAACUUGGCUAAUGUGGGUAACCGGAAUUCUGCUCCUGGGUUGGCAGCUUCUCCAGUUUUGGGGAAUUUAGGCCCACGAAUAACAAAUUCUGGGAAUAUUGUGGGUGGGAGCAAUAUUGGGAGAAGUAUAAGCUCUGCAGGGCUGUCUAUGCCUGGGAUAGCGUCUCGCAUGAAUUUAAGUGGCAACUCUGGAAGUGGGGCUAUCAAUAUUCAAGGAUCCAACCGGAUGAGCAGUAUGCUUCAACAAGCAUCUCCUCAAUUCAUGAACUUGCUUGGAAGUUCUUACCCAACACCUGGAGGGUCAUUGUCUCAGAAUCAAGUACAGGCAGGAAACAGUUCUUUAGGAUCUUCUGGAAUUCUACAUGAUGGAAGCUCGGGUGACAAUGCCCCAUUUGAUAUAAAUGACUUCCCUCAGCUAACUGGUCGGCCUAAUUCUGCUGGAGGUGGUCAAGGCCAAUAUGGGUCACUGCGAAAGCAUGGCGUAAGUGUGAAUGCAAUCGUGCAACAAAAUCAGGAAUUCAGCAUUCAGAAUGAAGAUUUUCCAGCUUUACCAGGAUAUAAAGGUAGUUCCUCAGAUUAUGCUAUGGAUAUGCAUCAUAAGGACCACCUUCAUGAGAACGUAAAUAUUAUGCAAGCACAACAUUAUCCUAUGGCUAGAUCAUCUGGCUUUAACUUGGGAAGCAGCUAUCCGCCCCGUCAACAUCAGCAGAGUGCUAAUUCAGUUCAAAAUGCUGGGCUGGAAAGUAUUGGAUUAAGGCCUGCAAAUUCUCCAAGUCCAUCAUCAAAUUCGGGAGUUUAUGAACAAUUUAUGCAGCAGUACCAUCAACCGCAGAGUCAAAAUUCACUUCGGUUGCAGGCAACUUCAGGCCCACAACCAUUCAAGGAUCAGAGCCAAAAAUCUGUUCAGGGAACACAAGCCACACCAGAUCCAUAUAGUUUACUUGGAUUGUUGAGUCUAAUAAGAUUGAAAGAGCCUGGACCAACAGCUCUUGCUUUAGGAAUUGAUUUGACAUCACUAGGGUUGAAUUUGAACUCCCAAGAUAAUCUUUACAAGACAUUUGGGUCUCCAUGGUCAAAUGAGCCAGCUAAAGGAGAACCUGAUUAUCAGAUCCCUGCUUGUUUCUCUGCUGAGCCACCACCACCGCUACAACCAUUACAUUUUCAGAAGUUUCACCCCUUGACAUUGUUCUACAUCUUCUACAGCAUGCCGAAGGAUGUUGCUCAGUUGUAUGCUGCUAAUGAAUUAUACAAUAAAGGGUGGUUUUACCACAAAGACUACCGUGUCUGGCUCACAAGAGCUCCUAAUGCCGCGCCUCUUGUGAAAACUCCACUUCAUGAACGAGGGUCCUACAUUUGUUUUGAUCCAAACAUCUGGGAUACUGUCCAUAAGGACAACUUCGUUCUCCAUUAUGAAGCAGUGGAGAAGAGACCUGUCCUUCCUUCAGCCGCCCAAAAUCUUAGACGAGAACUAUAAGCUGUGGCCCGUUCUCCGGAAUUUGUAGUUUGUUUUGGUUAGUCUUCAGUAGCUGUUGCCAUAGAUUGGAUGAGUUCACAGAAAUUCAUUCUGACAUGCUGCAUGCUGUUCUGGAAAAUGGGAGCUCCUUUGUUGGCGGCAGCCCUGCCAGGUGGCAGCUGUAGACGUGUAGCUGAGAUCUAGUGUGCUUCGUAAUUCGUUGGCUUUAAUCAGUAGGGCUAUUGUAACUAUGUUUUGAGUUUCCCUGCCUUUUUUGUGAUGCAGUCUCCAUGACGACUGUAAAUGUUUUGGUCAUCUGAGUUGCAUAAAAGAAAAUUCAGACUCUGGAUUCGAGGAGUGCGCAUCGUUCUUCUUUU